Thamnophis elegans (Western terrestrial garter snake) is the source of this 5850-nucleotide messenger RNA. RefSeq names its product vitellogenin-2-like. The coding region runs from base 1 to 5670 and encodes 1889 amino acids. NCBI's taxonomy places the organism in Eukaryota, Metazoa, Chordata, Lepidosauria, Squamata, Natricidae. Gene Ontology annotation, biological process: lipid transport. The record is from RefSeq and is a predicted model, not a curated record. The transcript has 39 exons. Gene Ontology annotation, molecular function: lipid carrier activity.
AUGAAGGGAAUCGUCAUAGCUCUCCUAGUGGCCCUUGUGGCUGCCGAGAAGUUCCCAGCCCGGAACCAGAAACCUCAGUCAAAAACCCAGAAUCCUGAAACUGGAACGGAGAAUGUUGACAUCAAACCAGACUUUCCUGCCGGACAAACAUUCAAAUACAGUUACAACACCACAAUGGUAACUGGAGUUGAAGAUAAAAGUUAUGGAAGGAGUCUUCUAAAGAUAGAAGCUGAUGUAAUCAUCAUAACAGGUCAACCAGAGCAUAUGCUUCAGUUGAAGAAUAUGAGAGUACGAGAUGCUGUUGGAUUCCGUCCGAGAGAUACCUUGUCAGAACCACGAAGGGAAUAUAAAGAGCUCCUUGAAUGCCAGAAGUUUACAACCCAUUUCAUCUAUGCUGGAAAAAUUAACUCUAUCCGUAUACCAGCGCAAGCAAGUCUACUUUGCAAGAAUUUUUUCAGAGGCUUGCUGAGCAUGUUCGCUGUCACACCACGGAACCUUAAAGAGUAUGAACUAUUUGAGGAUGGACUUGAAGGAGAGUGCAACACCAGAUAUGUUCUCUACGAGGAUAAAAGGAACAACGUCUUCUUGUAUAACAGAAUCAGGGACCUGAACCAAUGCAAACAAAAAAUUAUGCUGAAUGUUGGAAUGCCCUAUCUCCAGCUCUUCCAGCAACCCAACUGCUACCAAAGAGAAAAAUUUGUCCAAGGGGCAACUGCCUCAGUCGUCAAAAUCAAGCGGGACGAUAGGAGUGACAUGGUCACUGAAGUCAUUUCUGAACAAGUAUUGGACUUCCCUCUAGCUGGAGAUGAUUCUACCGGAUAUAUGAAAGCUCAGCAAGUGCUCAUCUUGACUGAAGUGAGACCUGAACAACAGCAGCAGCAGCAGCAGCAACAACAACAACAACAAGGAGAACUUGUAACAAUCAACAUUCGUUAUGAACAUAGCGCAAAUCUGUUUUUGCCUGUGAUGGAGAACCCCAUCAUAGAUCCUGUACGACAGGUUGAGCAACUCUUAGAAGAAUCAGUGCACUGGCAGAUGCAGGAUAAAAUGUUUUCCACCAAGGUUACAGUAUUGACCCGACUCAUACAACGCUUGUCAUUAAAUGAUGUGAACACUCUCUACAGCAAGUUUUCAAGAAUCCCUGCUACUAGAAAAUUCCUAUUGGUUUCAUGUGCCCAUGCGGGUAAUUUGAUCACAUUGAAGUUCAUCAAGGACAAAGCAGUCAGUGGAGAACUUCCAUAUCAUGACCUGAUUUGGCUUAUUCCCACAACCUUCCAUUCUGCCAACGUGGAUAUUACGAGAAUGGAAGAAAUUGCUAAAGUGACAGCAGAAUUACUUUCCAAAAUCACUGACAAAACAUCUAUCCUUGGAAAAGCCGUUUACCUGGCAUAUGGGAUUAUGGUGAACAAGCAAUGUUCCAAUUCUAGAACCUGUCAUCCUAAAUUGCUUGAGCCUCUCCACAACCUCCUAACUGAGGCAGUUCGGGAAAAAGAAGAAAACAAAAUUGCAUUAGCUCUGAAAGCUAUUGGCAAUGCCGGUCAGAUUGUCAGCCUGAAACAAGUGAAACUCCUGUGUGAGAGUGAUAAACAUUCUGAGUACAUCCAGGUGAUUGCAGUUCAGACCCUGGCACAAGUCGGCAAGCAGGAUCCUACAAAGGUUCAAGGUUUACUCCUUCAGAUCUUUAUGGAUGUUUCACGCUGUGAGCCCGUCCGAGUAAUGGCUUGCAUUGUCCUCCUAGACAGUGCCCCUUCUCUAUCUAUAGUGACAGCCAUGGCCAAUGCAAUGCUGUAUGAGGAGAAUGUCCAUAUUGCCAGCUUUGUGUACUCUCACAUGAAGACUAUAACAAAGAUCAGGGACCCAGCAUACUACAUCCUGGCUUCUCAUUGCUCUUUGGCCCUCAGAAUUCUGAGCCCCCGACUUGAUGAACUGAACUCCCCUUUCAAUAGGGCUAUGCAUGUUGUCUUUUUCAACUCUUUCCUAAACAAUGGAUUUACUAUGAAAUUCUUCAUGUCUGGUGACAAUAGACACCCUUCAAAGGUUGUCUUGAAAACAGACUUCACAUUUCCCCAUAGCAAGGCUGAACUGCUAGAGGUUGAACUGCAAGUACAAGGUCUAGAUAGAUUGUUUGACGAAUCAGAUGGCCAGUCUGAGCAAUCCGCUACCAAGCAGAAGAUCAAAAAUAUCCAAGACCAGCUUCCAGCAUACCAAGAAAUACCUGCCAAAGAACCUGUCUUUGGUGUUUCAGUCAGAUUGUUUGGAGUCCACAUUAUGUAUUUCCACUCUUCAGAAAUGAAUCAACAUUGGAAGGCAGAAGAGUUUAGACCAGCUAUGAUCAAAGUGUGGAUGAAAUUUGCUGAAAUAUGUUUCAAAUUGGCCCACGUUCACUGGACCCAUUACCUCAUGUUAGAUGUGGGGCAGGUUCUUCCUACAUCCCCUGGUUUACCAUUCCAAAUAAAUCUUAAUGCUGUCUUGGGAGCAUAUGUAGACUGGAAAGCAAAAUCAGAAAUAUUUCAAGACGAUAUCACAGCAAUCAAAAUACAAUCACAACUUGAUACCAAAGUUCGUGUCGAUGGUCAAGGAAGUCUGAGCUGGCAAAUUAAGGCAGACACUUUUGGUAAUGGAAUAGAAAUAUCCGCUGAGAUCCAUUCAGAUACUGCACUCAAAAUGAACUUUUCGUUGGACGUGCCAGAAAACAGAUUUAAAGUAGAAAUUGAUAAUCUUCAGGAGAAGCGUGAUGUACUGAUUGCAAGCCAUACAGCAAAGGCUGUAGCAAGGUGCCAAAGUAUUCAGAAAACAGCUCCAAUUCUUCCCGAUUCAGUUUACAUGGGAGACUGGGAAGACGAAUCUGGCAAAGGCAACAUCAAACAACAAUCUAAAAGUAGCCAGAAACCUCAAGAGCUUUGGGAAAAUUGCUGGCCUUUAGCUUGGUUCCCAGUAGACAUGUGCGGGAAAACCGUCACGGAAAAAGGAUAUGUGCCAUACCAGAAUACACUGCUGCAUGUCUUGUGCUCAGAACAUGAAAUGAAGUAUUGGUUUGAAAAAGAUGCUGGUUUGCAAAAGAUCCAAGUGGAUGUCAACCUAGACACUGCAAAAAUUAGGAUGAGAAGAGAUCUGGAUCCUGAAGACCAACAACAAGUGAAAGUAGAAAAACAGGAGGGUAACAUCAAAGAUCAGAGGAGACCAGGCCAGGAAGAUCAGAAGAGAUCAGGCCAGGGAGAUCAGAAGAGACCACGCCAGGAAGGUCAGAAGAAGCCAGGCCAGGAUACCAAGCGCCCAGAUCAGGACACCACCUCUUCCUCUGACUCUGCUUCUGACGUGAAAAAAGGAAACAACCAAAGGAAAGGUGAUACCAGCAGCAGCAGCUCCACCUCCAGCAAGGAUACCAGUGAAAGCAGCAGCAGCAGCCAGUCCCAAGAGAGUGAAUCAAAGAGUUCUUCCCAGAGUCAGUCUAGUGAGAGUUCUUCCAGCAGCAGUGACAGCAGUGAAAGCAGCAGCAGUGACAGCAGUGACAGUAGCAGCAGCAGCAGUGACAGCAGCAGUGACAGUAGCAGCAGCAGCAGUGACAGCAGCAGUGACAGCAGUGACAGCAGCAGUGACAGCAGCAGUGACAGCAGCAGCAGCAGCAGCGACAGCAGCAGUGACAGUAGCAGCAGCAGUGACAGUAGCAGCAGCAGCAGCGACAGCAGCAGUGACAGUAGCAGCAGCAGCAGCAGUGACAGCAGUGAUAGCAGCAGCAGCAGUGACAGCAGUAGCAGCAGCAGUGACAGCAGUAGCAGCAGCAGCAGUAGUGACAGUAGCAGCAGCAGUGACAGCAGCGACAGUAGUAGCAGCAGCAGUGAUAGCAGCAGGGACAGCAGUAGCAGCAGUAGCAGCAGCAGUGACAGCAGUGACAGCAGUAGCAGCAGCAGUGACAGCAGCGACAGCAGUAGCAGCAGCAGUGAUAGCAGCAGCAGCAGUGACAGCAGUAGCAGCAGCAGUGAUAGCAGCAGCAGCAGCAGCAGCAGCAGCAGCGAUAGCAGCAGCAGUAGUGACAGCAGCAGCAAGAGCAGCGACAGUGACGACAACACCGUUGAGAGCAAAAGCAGUGAGAGCAGCAGUGAGAGCAGCAGUGAGUGCGCUGACGAUGACAACGGCGAUCAGGGAGUAAAAAAAGAGAUGCAUGCAUAUUCUUUCCGAUCUGUGAAGAAACAGAAGCCAGGAAAACAGUCUGAUGAGCCUUCCGAGUCUGAUUCUCAACAGGACUACAAAAGGAAAGGAGGCGUCAGUGGUGAACAAAACAUAAAAGACCCUGCGAUGAAGCCAUACGCCACUGUUACUUUCCGCUACCGAUAUACUGAUAAGAGAGAAGCUGGACAUGAUCUUGUAGUAUUCAAAGGUACCUCUGCGCUUAAAGUGACAGUGAAAGACAUCACACGGCCAGCUAAUCCAGUGGUAUGCUUCACUUUUUAUGAGGUCACUCCUCAUAAAACAACGUUAAAUCUGAGAGCUGGUCGGGAUUGCAGAGACUACAACUUUUUAUUCGAGAUAGAGACCGGUUUGCUUGCUGGAAAGCCAGCUCUUCAGGCAACGUUUAAAUACCCUAAGGUUUCUAAGCAAUUGCUUUCUUAUAUAAAUGAAUGUAUUGCACUGAUCCCUGGGAUUGCCGCCAGAGCAGACUUCACUCACAAACUGCAAAAGAAUGCUCCUCAAGAAAUUUCAAUGAUUAUGGCUCUAAAACGUCCAGACGAAUGUACAAUGAUCAUGAAAUUGCCAGAAGAUCUCCUCUACAAUGACAACUGCAGACUUCCAUAUUCAGUGCCAAUGGUUCCCAAAGGCCAAACUUCAAAAAUUGCUGAUAUUCCAAAAUUGCUUCUUGCUAGUCUGAAUGGUGUUUGUAAAGUAAACGAAAAAAGAAUUCUAAGUUUCAACAAUGAAAUCAUUACAAAAGGAUUGCCUGACGACUGCUUCAUAAAUGUAUUGGGAGAUUGUACUUGUAGAAAGAAGCUGAUAGUGCUGAUGAAAUACGAGACUGCACACAAUAAUAAUAUUCUAAUUGAAAUCCAUACACAAAACCUUGUAUUUACCAUGAAGAUGCGUGAUGAUGACCUCAUUCUGGAAGUAAAUGGCACUAGGGUACGGGAUGGAUUUAUUCCUCGUUCAAUGAAAGAGUUGCCGAUUGAAUUCCAUAAAACAGCAACUGAACUGGUGUUGAAGCUGGUCUCUUAUGGAUUAGACGAAGUGAGAUACAAUGGAACUUCUGCACAGUUUGAAGUUAAUUCCUUGAUAGAAAAUUCAUGUGGUCUCUGUGGAUGGUUUGGUUCACAAGCGCAAAAGUUUCGGAGACCAAGUGGCCACAGAGCUACAGAUGAAGUGAGCUUUGUUCAGUCCUGGGUGGUCCCUGACAAAUGUGGUGGAGACUGUAAACUGAGACACACAACAGUGAGACACGAGAAUCCGAUCUUAAUGGGACAAGAAAAUCCACAAUGUGCUACCAAUCUUCCUGUCACCCGUUGUGCUGAAGGCUGCUUGGCCACUAGUACUACCAAAACCUUAGCUAGCUUCCAUUGUGUGCCAUCUGGAUCAACCUUGCCUACUGACCUGACCGUGCUGGCUGAAAAGUCUCAAGAUCUGUUAGACUUAGUUGAAUCGCACACAUCUUGCUCUUGUGAACAGGAAAAAUGUACUGCAUGAGCCUUCAACUGAGUAGACUCAGUAUAUGUUCUCUUGUUUGCUGUGGGAGCUGAUAUGUCAAUUCUAGGCUACUACAAAGUUGUUAAUUAAAUUAUUUUAAGAACCCUACUGUACCCUCUUAAAGAAUCCAAUUCUUCCUAUAUAACAAAGUCAACUCUAAAUGAAACAGAUAAUUUUGUA